Molecule: messenger RNA, 2256 nt
Organism: Macrosiphum euphorbiae (potato aphid)
Lineage: Eukaryota; Metazoa; Arthropoda; Insecta; Hemiptera; Aphididae
Source: the annotation of a GenBank genome assembly
AUGUCUAACGCAGAUUUUGAUAGUCAAGACUUGAGUGGUCCAAGUGUGUUGGAUGGUGAUUACUUAACCAUGUUAAGUUCUUCUGACAAGUUAAUGUCGGGCGAAUAUGAAGCUAUUGAGCGACUGCAAGCUGAACUAGAUUUAUUUGAUGAUCCAAAUAGGACUGAAGAAAUUGUGGAACAAAUGGCUGUAGAAAAUCAUCUAGAUAUGAUUGAAGAAGAAGUUUGUAGUUAUGGAGGUGAUGUGACAGGAAUAAAAGAUGGACUAGUAUUAGAAAGUCAACUUAUUGAUGAAUCUUCUGUUCAACCUCAGUUAUUAACUGAAUCACAAAUUAAGUUAGAGACUAUAGAUUUAGAUGAAGAUGAAAUUGUAACUUUAAAACAAUCCCAAUCACAUUCUCAGUCUGAGAUGUUAUCUGUUAGUAGUUCAAGCGCCAUAAAAAGAAGUGCACCACAAAAUCUGCAUGGAAAUCAACAAUCAAAGAAACCUUUGCUUACAAAAGUAAUGGUUAAUACAUUACCAAGUACAAGUACUGGAAGGAGUACUCAGCAGAUUUUGUUAAACGUUCCAAUUGGACAACGUCCACAAUUAGGUUCAACUAGGACUAUAACACUUACACAAGCUCGCCAAAUGGGUUUACUUGCUCCAGGUUGUCGACUCCAACCUGUAACUUCAAAUCCAGGCACAACACAAAAUAAAAAUAUGGUAGUAAAUAAAAUUUCGGGGACCAUGAAGAAAGGGACAACAGGUACCUUGAAGUCAUCUGUGCCGACCAAAAUCUUGCCAGCACCAACUCUAAUAACAAGUAAAAGUCCAAUGAUGCAACAGCAAAAGAUUUUUAUACGACAAGGUGGCGUUUUCAAACAAGGAACACUAGUGUCAACUAGCAAUGGUGCAAAUCAGGUUAUAAGAUUACCGUCUAUUGUAAGCCAGUCGUCAUCACCAGUAUCAACUAUUCAACAUAUACGCCUGCCAACAGUUAAUGCUUCAACCAGUCUACAACAAGGUAGAAUGCCAGUAGUAACCUCUGGAAUACAACAAGUACCUAAUAAACAAGUUCAAUACAUAAGACUAGUACCCACAACAGCCACAAGUAGUUUAGGUUCUUCGACCAAAUCUGUUGUAACUACAACAACAGCUACAUCGCUUCCUAAGCAACCUCAAAUAGUCACAUUAUCAACUUCGACACCAAAAUCAAACGUUAAAACUACAACAACUGUAGCUAAGACUUCUACAGCUAGCAAUCAACAGCCAGUUACUAAUCAGAUAAAAGUUUUUACUGCUUCGCCACAUACUGUAACAUCUAGUCAACAAAGACCAAUAUUACCUGCAGGUAAACCUAGUACAAGUACAUCAGUAGAAUCAAAAAAACCUAGUAGUUCUAAUAUUCCAUCGAUAAACUCUACAAGUUCUAAACAAGUUUUAACUCCACCUAAAGUAACGAUUAAAGAAGAAUUAUUAAUCGAUGAUACUAUUCCUGUAAAAAAAGAUGAUAAAAAAGAAACCAACUUAACUACCCCAACUGUGCCAAAGAUUGGGAGACCAUCAACAUCUACUGCACUUGUGUUAUCCGAAACAAAACCCAAAUCAACGAGUGAUGUAAAUAAAACAAAAAAACCUUGCAACUGCACUAGAUCACAAUGCCUUAAACUUUACUGUGAUUGCUUUGCCAACGGUGAAUUCUGUUAUCAGUGUAACUGUAAUUCAUGUUACAACAACAUGGAACACGAAGAGGAUCGAGCACAGGCAAUCCGCUCAGUAUUAGAUAGAAAUCCAAAUGCAUUUAGACCAAAAAUCAAAAGCUUCGUAGGUCAAGCUGAACGACAACAUACCAAAGGAUGUAAUUGUAAGAGAUCGGGAUGUUUAAAAAAUUAUUGUGAAUGCUUUGAAGCUCGUAUAGCAUGUUCACAAAACUGUAAAUGUAUCGGAUGUCGUAAUAUGGAGGACGACUCUCAUACUUCAUUUGGGGACCAUCCUGGGUCUCUAAGUGUGGACAAUUUAAAAUCCAGAACAAAAUCAGCUAAUUUUGUAACAUCAUUUGGCAGCAUGCAAGCUGCAAAUGCUAUACCAAGUCAACCAUUCAAAUUUUUUACUAAUGACGUAGUACAAGCAACAUGCCGAUGUCUUUUAGCGCGUGGCAUGGAAGCUAAAAAAUUGAACGCUGGUGCUGAGGAAUGUCAACGUAUAAUAAUCGAAGAGUUUGGACAAUGUCUUGUCAAAAUCAUGGACCUAGCGUCUGAAAAAUCAUUUUUAUAG